AUGGCAGCCGAAAGUGCGUCAUCCCGCCAAUCAUCUGAUCCUAAGCAAGACGGGCGAUCUGCCCAGGAAUCCGAUAAAAAAGAAGAAGGAGGAAAACCCCCACACGACGAAGGGUCGCUUAACGAAGUUGAAGUUGGUAUGGGUGUUAAAAGUUGGGAUAGCAAAUAUCCAAAAUAUUCAUUAGCAAGAAAAGAGAGAGGGAGAAAAGAUAGACUUUGUUAG
This is a messenger RNA of Dentiscutata erythropus, 222 nucleotides long. The record is from the annotation of a GenBank genome assembly. Lineage: Eukaryota; Fungi; Glomeromycota; Glomeromycetes; Diversisporales; Gigasporaceae.